UGGGGCGGGCUCAGAGGUCGUGGGGAUCAGGACCGGGUGCGGGUGUGGGUGGAGCAGGAGGGCCAGCCAUGCGCUGCUCCUUGCGCGUCUGGGUGCUGCUGGGGUCCCUGGCCCUGCUCUUCCUCACCUCCCUGCUCUUCUCCCUCUCCCUCCGGGGCGGCACCGGGUUGCCAUACCUGGAUCCCCCGAGCUGGGAGGAGUCUCGGCGGGUCAAGCUGGUGCCCAGCUACACCGGCACCCACCGGCUCGGCCCACAAGGGGGCGGCCAGCCCAAAACCUGCGCCUGCCAGCGCUGCGUGGGGGACCCCGGCGUCUCGGAAUGGUUCGACGAAAAUUACGACCCUGAUAUCUCACCCGUCUGGACCCGGGACAACAUCCAGCUUCCUUCCGACGUGUACUACUGGUGGGUGAUGCUGCAGCCACAGUUCAAGCCCCACAGCAUACAGCAGGUGCUGUCGCGCCUCUUCCAGGUGAUCCCGGGCCACUCCCCCUACGGGUCCUGGGACCCCGGCCGUUGCCAGCGCUGUGCCGUGGUGGGAAACUCCGGCAACCUGCGGGGGGCGGGGUACGGCAGGCUGAUUGACAGGCACAACUUCAUCAUGAGGAUCAACCUGGCUCCCACGGUGGGGUACGAGGAGGACGCCGGCAGCCACACCACCCACCACUUCAUGUACCCUGAGAGCGCCAAGAACCUGGCGGCCAACGUCAGCUUCGUCCUGGUGCCCUUCAAGACCUUGGACCUUCUGUGGAUCACUAGCGCGCUGUCCACCGGCCAGAUACGCUUUACCUAUGCUCCAGUGAAGCAGUUCCUGCGUGUUGAUAAAGACAAGGUCCAGAUAUACAACCCCGCGUUCUUUAAGUACAUCCAUGACCGCUGGACCCGGCACCACGGCCGCUACCCCUCCACAGGCAUGCUGGUCCUGUUCUUCGCUCUGCACGUGUGCGACGAGGUGAAUGUAUUUGGCUUUGGGGCCGACAGCCGGGGCAAUUGGCACCACUAUUGGGAGCAGAACCGGUAUUCCGGCGAGUUCCGCAAGACGGGGGUCCACGAUGCUGACUUCGAGGCCCAGAUCAUAGACUCCCUGGCCAAGGCCGGCAAGAUCACCGUGUUCCCCGGGAAGUGAGGCGGGCGGAACGGCAGGAAGUGAAAGCUACAUUACCCAUCAGCCACUAGGCUCUCUGCUUGCAUGUUCAUGCACAUGGGCUCUGGGUGAAGUGGGGCCCCAGUAGUAGUAAACCAGGAUCCAAAACCCCUAAUCAUAACACCGCGGACAUUUCUGAGACUGAUCCUGGAUCAGUGCUUGGGGCCAUUAUCUGCCUAGAGAAAUACUCUUCAAACCUCUUAUCACUUUAGAGCUUGAACACGGGAGCAGAUUUGGGACGUUCUACCUCCUGCUGCAGAGAUCAGGAUUUUUAACUGGUGUCCCAGUAUCGCCCCCUGCAGGCUAACAGCCCUCCCCUCUGUGUCAGGAAAGCAUUCCUGGGAGAACGGAGAGGACUGCGCUCUGUCAAUCAAAGGGUUGGCCUGCCAAGUAUGGCUCCUUUUAAACCAAUUUACUGUCAGUGUACGCAGUGGGGGGCCGAACAAUCACAUGCCUUUGGAGGUGAACCUCAAAGCCAGACUCCGCAGACUCCCCCACUCAUCUGGCCUGCAAAGUGGGCGGGGACUUUGACUCCAGGACCGCCCUGCACAUAGCAAAGAUGGUCACUAAGGGGAGCCAGAGAGUGAAGUUUACGUGCUCUUUUGACUAAAGGACUUUCGCCAGUAAUUAUAUUUCUGUUUGUCAGUUCUGAAUGGUAAAGCCCUGGCAUCACUUUGGGCCAAGCCCAAAAGGCAUGUUUGGGCUGCACCAUCAGCGGUUUUCCUUUCUUAGCUUUUGCUCAUUUGUUUUAUUCGGGUUCGAUUUGAAGCCCUCGUGUUCUGCUCCUCUUUUUGUGCGUUCAGAGGUCAUGUGACUGACAGGCCUGCUGAUUGGGUUUGGAGGUGAAGGCGGGCUGCACCGCAGUCACACCCUGGUGUCUUGAUAUAGGUGCUCUCUGAUUGGCUGCAAUGUCUGAUUGGUUCAAGCUUUCUGACUUAGCCGAAUAGAAGGUCACUGAGGUAGCUUAACUAUGACACGCAGUCUACACAGGUGCACACACGCCUUCAGCAUCAAUGCAGGCACAUACUCUGAGGUAACAUGAUGUUGCUGCUGUUGUGACUGGCGAGCAUAACCUACAUACAGGCACUCAUACCUGAACACACACGGUACAGUUCUAGAGUACACUAGAUGUUACCUUCUGGAAGCACCUGAGGUGCCGGUUCCAACCUCUCUCCACUUAGCGGCAGCAGAUGUGUGACAUCAUCAGAUGUUGUCAUAAUGCAGAUUCCGCAUAUCUAAAGCCCUUGCCAUUCCACCACUUUUUGUUCCCUGAAUUGGGACUCAGUUCAGCGAUAUCUUUAUCGAGCGACGGCUCGGCGAGCGGCACCGACGUCUCCUUUUUUCAAAAGAAGGAACCGCGGGAGCCGCAGACGUCGGCCUCGCCCACGCGCCACGGGCGUACAGCGCCACGGAGGGGCGCGGAGCGAAACAUUGGGCAGGCAUCGAUUUUCUGCACCGACGUUUUUUUUCCUCACGCCGCGCUGCCAUGGAAACCGCACCGAUGUCAGUCGAGAGCGCGGGUGCCAGUCGAUCCCGCCACCGCGCAGGAGCGGGAACCAGAAGGCUUCAACUUUGACAUGGCCGCCCUUCGCCUCCUGUUCUCCCCGCUCGUUUCUUUAUCGCCGUCUGCCCGGCCCCACGCGAUUUCUGCUUGUACGCUGUUUCCGUGACAACAUCAGAUUUUUUUUUUUUUAAAGGAAGAAAAGCUAAAAGCAAAAAAAAAAAAAAAAAGCCUGCAGUUUAGAUUUCUUUUUUUUAAAGGAGUAGCCUACGAAUGUAUGAAAUCAGGUGUCUGUCUGUGUGUGUGGGUGUGUGAGAGACUUUCUGCAGCACACACAUUGCUUUGUCUUUCUGCAAGUUUUGAUUUUCAGGUAGAUCCCAAGAACACAGAUAUGCAUAUUGUCUGUAGGUUGUGCACACAGGAGCACACACACACACACACACGCACACAGACACACACAGACACACACACAGACACACACACGCCCUAGUGCCUUUUCCCUGCAAGCUAGUUAUUUGCUUCACAGGGUGCUCCUAAGCACUCUCUCUUAUGCCUCCCUGCAUUGUCCCGCCACUAGGGGGGCACUCUCCAAUGUCACAGUUUAUUACAAUGUAUAAUGCAUGUGUAUGUGAAUGAUUGAUAUAUAUAUCAAAUAAGGCCCAUGUAAAGGGGAGGUCAAGCAGUCAUUCACUAUAUACUAUUGGGCUGCUUCCUCCAUCUUUCCAACUUUCCAACCUGGUUUUCAGUCUGGGACAGUGCAGGGAUCCAGUCAGCACAUACGCUUACACACACACACACACACACACACACACACAAACAAGGGGGCAUUCAUCAUUAUUUUCCCAAAUGGAACAGGCCCCAGUUCCCCAGUCUGGCUGCUGCUGCAUCUCCCCAUUGUAUGAUGAGGGGUGGUCACAUUUACCCCCCCCCCCCCCCAACCAGACCUGCCGCCUCUCCGUCCCACCUCCUUUGAGAUUCCCCCACCCCGCCUCUCCCCAAUCCCAUUCCCUCAACACAAUGCCUCUCUUCCUGUUUUUUUCCAGAGAGGGUUACCAUGACGAUGGCGUGCCUUUUUUAAACCGCGAAUUAGAAUCACUGCGUCCUUUUCACACUCUGUACAUUUACCAUGUUCGCCCGACUCCCUUUUUUAUAAGCCUCUGAAAAAAAGGAAGGUGCUGAAAACGAAGAGACACCAGGAGAGAGAGAGAGAGAGAGAGAGAAAUUACUUCAGUUCUCUGUCACUGGGUGCUAGAGAUCAGACCAUUCCCACCUUUUCACCGUUUUCUAUUUCUCUCUCUUUCCUGGGAGAACAAAGAUGCUCACCUUUUUCUUCUCAUUUUUACAUUUUUAUCUUUUAAAAUCUAUUUUUAUUUGAUCUUUAUUUUACCAGGCAGGACAAUUAACCUUGGAAUCUUAUUUACAGUGAUGGCCUGGCAUUGUUACAUUACCUGGCAUUGUUACAUUACCUGGCAUUGUUACAUUAUCUGGCAUUGUUACAUUACCUGGCAUUGUUACAUCACCUGCCGCUGUUACAUUACCUGUCGUUGUUACAUUACCUGUCGUUGUUACAUUACCUGCCAUUGUUACAUUAUCUGGCAUUGUUACAUUUUUAAUUUUGCGACUUACCUGACCCUAUUUUGUGAGUUGAGAUACAGAGAUCUCUGACAAUAGCACCUGAACAUAAAAUAUGUUUAUAGUUACAUAUCCCUCCACCACAGGCACUUUCUUUUGUCAUAUCAAGGACAGCUCUUCUGCCACCCUUACAAUAUUUUCAGUAUGUGACAAGAGAACAAAAUUGAUGUGCAAUAUUUCACCAAAGAGUGUUAUGGUGACAGUCGUCAUAUUGCUCCAGUUGUUUUUGGGCCUGUUUAUUUAGAAUUUAUGUUGCAGCUCAUGAUUAACCCCCUUCCAAACCACUCUGAAGGGUUUUUGCCACAUUCUCUCAACGGUGGUUCUCUGAUUGGCUCAGAGGCUCACUCUAGGGAAGCUGAUAGGCUCAAGAGGCUUGCAGGAUUCAAAUAGUUUUCAUCCCAGACUCUGCCAAAGUCCCCUCUUCCCCCAUCGCAAACCGUUGACACUUUGUCACAUUUCCCUUUGUGAUGUCGUGACCUGUACGGCACGUGGAUGGGCUGCAGCUGUGGGCUCAGCGAAUACCACUGUCCGUGGAUGGGCUGCUGCAGUGGAAUACCACUGUUCGUCUGAUUUAAAUAUCAGUGAAUCCCAACAAGCCUGGCGGUCCCACUCACGUCCCUGUUCACAACACAGCUAACCCUUUGAGCCCCUGCGCAGUCUCUGAAUAUAACCUGAUGGAAACACCGCCACCUACUUGCGGUGGUGGCUAAAAUGCACAUUUUUAUUAAAGCAUCUGAAAUGACUCGGGAGUCUCUGGGCUCAUUCCAGUUGCUUAUUAUUCCCCUCUUUGUCUCCUCGGUCCUUGCCCGAUCUGGAAAUCGAACAAGGUCCAUCUUUUUGGUCUUUCCAACCUGUUAAUUGCUCCUUGACUGAGCCAGGAGUAAAGAGCGAGUAGGCUCCCAAAGCCUAUGAGUGCAUCUUUAGUAAGUGGAAGUAUUUUUUUUGAACGUGACGUAUAAAUGAUUGACCUGUGGAUCCACCUCUCCGCAUCUGCCACGUCUGUAAUUGAUGUGGUUUCAGUCUGCCGCUUCACUGAAAAAGGACGUUCCACUUGCCAGGUUCACGUUUCCUCGAUUCCUCCAUCCUUGUGUCCUUUCCUUGCUUCCUUUCCUUGCGUCCUCUGACGGGUGGAGCUAAGGAGCGAGGGAAAGGACACGAGGAAAGGAUGCGUGGAGGGAAAAUAAGCGCUUGGAAUGAACCCUCUCUCUCUCUCCGACUCAUUCAGAAAGUCAUUCUGGGAGUUUUCUUAAAAUUUGAAAAUGUUUUUAAGGGUCUUGUUGAAGUGUGAUGGGGAGGUGAGGGGGCAGAGAGGGGAUCUACCAACGCCCCCCUCCCCCCGUCCCACAGGACACAUGCGUCUGGCACACUUUAUUUACCAACGACACAAACUGUACAUACUCUGAGUGUUACUGCUCUUAGGACUGUCAUCAGUGUUACGAUUAUCAUUUGAUCUGUCCUUUCCUUUUAUAACCACAAUUUACCUGUGCGACAAAGGACUGUUUUUAUCUUAUGCUAUUGUAAAAAAAAUAAAUGUGACGGUGAAAGGACA
Molecule: messenger RNA, 5824 nt
Organism: Anguilla rostrata (American eel)
Lineage: Eukaryota; Metazoa; Chordata; Actinopteri; Anguilliformes; Anguillidae
Gene: st3gal2
Product: ST3 beta-galactoside alpha-2,3-sialyltransferase 2
Exons: 6
Coding region: 69-1124 (351 amino acids)
Biological process (GO): sialylation
Cellular component (GO): membrane
Molecular function (GO): beta-galactoside (CMP) alpha-2,3-sialyltransferase activity
Source: RefSeq, a predicted model, not a curated record